Messenger RNA from Diabrotica virgifera virgifera (western corn rootworm), 4529 nucleotides. RefSeq lists its product as uncharacterized. The record is from RefSeq and is a predicted model, not a curated record. Bases 105 to 674 code for a protein of 189 amino acids. The transcript is spliced from 4 exons. Lineage: Eukaryota; Metazoa; Arthropoda; Insecta; Coleoptera; Chrysomelidae.
CCAGGCGCCCUUUUGCCUCAUUGAUAUAAAUAGAAAAUCUUCAAAAUUUUCAUUCAGUAGUUCAGUACUCAUCGGUGGUAGUUCCCAGCCCCUACAAUUCAAAGAUGAUCGUUCUUGUGGCCAUCCUCAGUCUGGUAGCAGUCAGCUCGGCGAGACCGGAAGCUGGAUACAGCUACAGCGCUCCAAGUGCUCCCAGCGCCCCUGGAGGAGGUUAUCCCUCCGGACCAUCUGCUCCAGCACCUCAGUAUGGAGCUCCAGCAGCCGGUCCCAUCGUCCAGAAACAUGUCUACGUACACGUUCCACCACCAGAGACUGACAUCCCAGCUCCCAGGAAGCCCAUCACUGUAGCUCCACCACAGAAACAUUACAAAAUCAUUUUCAUUAAGGCCCCAACUCCACCAACCCCAACUGCACCCAUCAUUCCAGCUCAACCACAAAACGAAGAAAAGACCUUGGUCUACGUCUUGGUAAAGAAACCAGAGCCCGAACCAGAAAUCGUUAUUCCAACACCUGCACCAACUCAACCCAGCAAACCAGAAGUAUACUUCAUCAGAUACAAGACACAGAAGGAAGAAGGUGGCUACGCUCCCAGCGGUACCCCAGACAGCUCCUACGGAGCUCCUCCUGCUGGCGGUCCUCCUUCUAGCGAAUACGGUGCUCCACGAAGCUUCUAAACCAGCUCAGCCUCCAUCAGGAAAGAACUGUACAUUUGUAAAUAUAGUGAAUAAUGCCAGUGGAAUGUUUUUAUACAAUGUGAUUUUUAUACGCUAGUUCUAAGGUUAUAUAGUACUGAUAAAAAACGGUUGACAAAUGUUUAGGAUAGAGUUAUGUGGAAAGUAUUUUUAAAACAGAUGUGUUGAUGUAUUGGAAACAGUACCAGAUAUAUAAAGGGGUAUUUUUAAGUACAUAGAUAGAUAGUAGCAAAUAUUUGCAGACCUCUCGAUUAUAUAGUAUUAUAUUUUACAAUUAUCUCAUAAAUUAGUAAUUUAUCUAUAAAAAACCACUUUUCUUUCAGUGCUUUUUUUCACCAAGAUGCUUUAGAAAUAUUUAGUUGUUUCUUGAUAGUCUUAUAAAAAAAAGGCGAUAAAAAGAGUGUGAUCUACUCGAUCUAGUUUGCCUCUAAAUUUUUGUUUUUUAGAAGUCUUCAAAACAGACUAUGUUGGUUCCAAAACUCCAUUAGGUUGUAUUUAAGCCCCAAUAACUUUAAUUAUUCUCUGAAAUCUAAUUGAUGAUCGGUGAUGCCCUUAUAAGUAACUUGAGGUUAGUAAUCUUUUUUUCUGGUUGCGCUUGCUGCUUUGAAUUGAAUUUCAUGUCAUUUGGCAGUCAUAGUAUUAAGUCUAAGAAUUGCAGAAAUCAUUCAUUUUUUGUUAAAUUUUGUGUGCUUACUAAACGGUUUUGGACAUCAACAACUGCAUGAUACAAUUCCUAGAUUAUAAAGAAGAGUAAUUUCUUCAAAAAAAUAUGAGUGGCUGCCUCUAGUAAAGAAGAUGAAAGCAGAAUCAAACCAAUGACCAAAUUGAAGUAAAUUAGAAUUCUUAUCAGUUGAUACCAGUAGGUAUUAGCAUACGGUUUAUAACAUUGAUAAAAUAACCAAAACCAUACCACCAAUAGCCACAUAUGGCGUGGAAACGUGAAUCAUACCUUUUACAACAAAUCUAGUAUUUUUAGAUGCUAAAGGGAUAUUGAGGGUGAAUAAUUGGAGGAGAGCAGCCAGGGAUAGAGAUACUUGGAGGCAGAUACUGGGGGAGGCCAGGGCCCGACUUGGGCUGUAGCGCCAUAGGAGAGAGAAAAUAACCAAAAAUAAAAAAAAAUAUGGAAUAUGUACUUAUAUGAAUUAUGGAAUAAGUAUAUUCCUCACUAUUGCUCAUAAAAAGGGUAGCGGGAAACUGGCUACACGUGUCCCAGUGUAGAGAGCAGUGAAAAGAGCUGAGGGAGGCCUAUGUCGAGCAGUGUACGCGAUUGGCUGAUUGAUGAUGAUGAUAUUCCUCACUACAUUUGACACAAGAAGGUAAUAGUGUCUUACAAACGUUGUGACUGUAAUACACUCUGGACCAAAAUUAACCGGCCACCUUAAAAAUGGGUUAUUUUUGAUGUCUUAUAUCUCCUAAACCUGUUGUCCGAUUUAAGUGAUUUUUUUAGUUUGUUAUAGCUUUAUUCCUUGAUAAUAUCGUUAUAAUAACAUUGUUGCUAAACAGGUAAAUUUUCAUUGUAUACCGGGUGUACGAAUCAAACUGUGUGUGUUUUUUUAAAGUUUGCAUCACCCUGUGGAAUAUUCUAGCAUUUGUAGAAUACUGAAAUUAAAACCUAACUAUAGCCUCAUGCCUUCUCAACAUUUUGUUGUUUGACUGAUUCGCUUAUGUUGGAUAAUAAAAAAGUUAGGUGCUUUAACAACCAGACAUGUUGUUUAUCAAUACAGGGGGUUUUUAAAAAAUUUUGGCAAAGUUUAAGGGGUAAUUCUGCACGAAAAAAUAAUGACAGUUUGCUUUAUAAACUUAUGUCCGCAAAUUCUUCGUUUCCGAGAUAAGGGGUGUUGAAAUUUUUCUGACAAACUGAUGAUUUAUUUAUUACUUUAAAACCGGUUGAGACAUGCACAUGAAAUUUAUUGAGUUUUAAUACGUAGUUAUUCCACAUUUUUUUUGCACACAAUUAAGCAUUUCAUAUUCACCAUUGGCGCGCAUACGGGUAAUAUGAUUGCUCAUAUUACUUGUAUGCGCGCCAAUGGUGAAUAUUAAAUUCUUAAUUGUAUGUCAAAAAAUAUGCAAUAACUACGUCAUAAAACCCACUAAAUUGCAUUUGCAUAUCUCAACUGGUUUUAAAGCAAUAAAUAAAUCGUUAGUUUGUCAGAAAAAUUUAAACACCCCCUAUUUUGGAAACUAAGCAUUUGCGGACCUAAGUUUAUAAAGCAAACUGUCAUUAUUUUUCAUGCAGAAUUACCCCUUAAACUUUGCCAAAAAUUUUUAAAAACACCCUGUAAUGAUAAACAACAUGUCUGGUUGUUAAAGCACCUAACUUUUUUAUUAUGCAACAUAAGCGAAUCAAUCAAACAACAAAAUGUUGAGAAAGCAUGAGGCUAUAGUUAGGUUUUAAUUUCAGUAUUCUAGAAAUGCUAGAAUAUUCCACAGGGUGAUGCAAACUUUAUGAAAAAAAAAACACGGUUUGAAUUGUACACCCGGUAUACAAUGAAAAUUUACCUGUUUAGCAACAAUAUUAUUAUAACGAUAUUGUCAAGGAAUAAGCCUAUAACAUAUUGAAAAAAUAACUUAAAUCGGACAACAGGUUUAGGAGAUAUAAGACAUCAAAAAUAACCCAUUUUUAAGGUGGCCGGUUAAUUUUGGUCCAGAGUGUAUAUAGUCUAACAUAAGAUAUAACUCAAAAUAACUAGGUUAAAGAAAAAAAUCAUUCGGUCAAUUAUUGAAAUGUUAUAGCCAAAGAAAAUACACCCAAACGAUAAUAUAAGCUGUCCAAAAUAUAUCUUGUUAAGAAGCAAUAAUAUUUAGAACAAAUAAAAAUUCAUACAUCAAUAACAGUUGGUAUACUAAUAAUGACAUCCAGUAUGAGUAUGAGGUAAUACUUCUUCAAACAACAAAAUCAAGGAAAAUGGGUGCCACAACAAAAAAAAACAGCAUUAUUAUAAUAUUUACAGCCAGGAAUAAGGAUAGAAAAAACGAAAUCCUUUGUAUCAAUCGGUGUCGUAUAUAUCUACACUGAAGGACUCUAAAUUGAGAAAAAACUAAGAAAAUGCCUGAAUUAACAGAAUACUUUUGUAUAGUCAAAAUAAUAAAUAAAUAAAAAAAGUCUAAGAACUAUACGAAAAAAAAACACAUAAAGGGAAUUAUAUGAUCAAAAGAAAAGUAAAACUAGUCAUAGAUUAUUUCGCUUUGGACAAAAUGGCCGCAAAAUAAUAAAAAACUGUUAUUCUGAAGAUGUAUCAAGAGCCUAUUAGUAUUAAGAUAUUAUCAACUUCAAUAAAAUAUUUUAAUGCAAUUCUUUAAGUUUAGCUUAAAGGAUUUCAAUGGAAUAACUCUCAAAAUUAAACAUUUAAUCAGAGUUUAACAUCUAAUGUAUUGAUUUAUGUACUGAUGACCCAGUAGAUCCGAUAACAGCAUGUUUAAAAUACUACGUACUCGAAAAAAUGUUUACUAAUGUAGAACUUGACCUAAUGACAAGAACAUCUAGAAUGUUAAAUAUGACAAAAAGGAAAAUCACACUAUAUAUCUUAAUUUUAUAUCAAACCUUAUGUCAACAGGUACCCUUUUAUUUCCACAAUACUGACUUAGAUCCCUUUAACCAACACUUCUUAUAAAACGUAUAUUUCCGCACAAUUAUUCUUCCCUCUCUUAACUUACUAUAGAUAUUGGAAAAGCUUUAUACAAUUUUUUCAUGUCCCUUUUUUCGCAAGAUCUUUUAAUCAUUAAGGUAGUUGUCAUAUUUUGUACCGUCAUAAUUUUAUAGUCAAAAUAGUUUUAAUAUUUUUUUUAUUUUAUUUUGUAGAAAAAUUGUGAAAAUGUGCAAUAAAAACGUUUGAUUUA